CAAGGCAGUGGCUGGCCCUGGAUUAUACAAGUGCAGACACUCCGCUAAGUGAGGGUUUCAUCACAGUAAAACCACUUUUUGGAAUUGAUGGUCUCAGAAGAAAGACGGAGGACUGAGUAAGGUCCCGACCCAGGAGCCAAAUCCAUGCAGACAGACCCCCACACCUGCACAGGCUUCCACUGAAGAAUCACCACCAAGGUUUGGAGACCCCGUGGAUUUUUGGUGGUGAAGUGUGUGACUUGCAGGCGCAGUUGGCCUGGGGGAGCAUGGGUGGAAGAACCAGGCAGCAUUGCCACGAGUCAAGGCUUGCUGAAGGGGCAAUGGCGGGGAGCAAGCAGCUGGAACAAACAAGUAAAAACAUUGACUCAAGUGCCCACAUGAUCACCACCGCCAGGGUACCUGCUGAUAAGCAAGUACGAAUUGCCUUCAGCCUUAAUGAUUCCCCAGAUGAUGCUUCCCCUGAAAACUUCUCUUUGGCGUUUCCAGAACUAGAUCAGCAGCUGCAGCCUCUGCCUCCUUGUCAUGACUCUAAGGAAUCUAUGCAGGUGUAUAAACAACACUGCAAAAUAGCAGAAGAGUACCAUGAGGUCAAGAAAGAAAUUGCUCUGCUGGAAGAAAGAAAAAAGGAGCUGAUUGCCAGACUGGAACAAGUGGAAAAAGAAAGCAUGGAUGCUGCUCAGCUGGCUAAGGAGUAUGCAGAACUGACAGAGGAGAACCGAACACUGAAGCUGGCCCAGACGCAGUGCGUGGAGCAGCUGGAAAAGCUCAGGAUACAGUACCAAAAAAGACAGGGCUCCUCAUAACUCCCAGCUGGCUUCAUACAGGGUUGGUCCUGUGCUGGAAAGAUAUUUUAAGAUAAAAAUCUGUUUAAUAUGUUACAACACUUUACUACAGAUACAGAGUAUGUAGAAGUCUA
Ficedula albicollis (Collared flycatcher) is the source of this 916-nucleotide messenger RNA. It is a transcript of the gene MAP3K7CL, whose product is annotated as MAP3K7 C-terminal like. The record is from RefSeq and is a predicted model, not a curated record. Bases 267 to 803 code for a protein of 178 amino acids. The transcript has 7 exons. Gene Ontology annotation, cellular component: cytosol; nucleus. Lineage: Eukaryota; Metazoa; Chordata; Aves; Passeriformes; Muscicapidae.